Onychostoma macrolepis is the source of this 4953-nucleotide messenger RNA. It is a transcript of the gene araf, whose product is annotated as A-Raf proto-oncogene, serine/threonine kinase. Lineage: Eukaryota; Metazoa; Chordata; Actinopteri; Cypriniformes; Cyprinidae. Gene Ontology annotation, molecular function: protein kinase activity; ATP binding. The transcript is spliced from 16 exons. Gene Ontology annotation, biological process: signal transduction; protein phosphorylation. Bases 178 to 1998 code for a protein of 606 amino acids. Gene Ontology annotation, cellular component: mitochondrion; cytosol. The record is from RefSeq and is a predicted model, not a curated record.
GCUGUUCCGCUUUCCCUGAAAUUCUUUGCUGAUCCGACUUGAGACUGAGAGAAUUCAAGAUGGCUGUCUCAGGCUCCAGAUGAGGGCUUCUUCCUGCUUUGCCCUGGUGUGUAACUCUUUCUUGCGGCCGACUGAGUGUCAGUGCUGCCAGUCCCUCACUGCCCCUUUGGAGACACCAUGUCCAACACCUCCUCCUGUUCCUCUUCGGGGGAAACCAGCCCGGAUGACACACCCCGAGGUGGGGGCACCAUUCGUGUCUACCUCCCCAACAAGCAGCGGACGGUGGUAAAUGUUCGGCCUGGACAAACUGUCUAUGAUAGUCUAGAUAAAGCCCUGAAAGUCAGAGGCCUAAGCCAGGAUUGCUGUGCUGUCUUUCGCCUUCUUGAAGGCCGGAAGAGACUUACAGAAUGGGACACUGACAUCACACCCCUCGUAGGGGAAGAGCUUCUGGUAGAAGUGCUGGAUGAUGUUCCUCUUACCAUGCACAACUUCGUACGUAAAACAUUCUUUAAAUUAGCUUACUGUGACUUCUGCCACAAGUUCUUGUUCAACGGCUUCAGGUGUCAGACGUGUGGGUAUAAAUUUCACCAGCACUGCAGCAGUAAAGUCCCUACAGUAUGUGUGGAUAUGGACACCGUGACAAAACGGUGUGUUCCUAAUACAGAAGACUGCCCUUCGAUAUUGAUAUAUCCGGCCACCAAUUCCAUUUCACAGAGCGACAUUCCCUUAACUUCAGAUUCUCCUGGAGAGGAACUGCUGUCUACCCCAUCAAGCUUCCGUUUGAUCAUGCGAGGAGAGGACAGUCAGUCUCUCCAGAGGCAUCGCUCCACCUCAACCCCCAACGUCCACAUGGUCAGCACGCUGGAGCCUGGCGCUGCUGGCCUCAUGGAGGAGUCAUUCAAAAUCAGCACAAUGGGGCAAGAGUCCUCUCCCAAGCCUUCCACUAGCCCACCACACCUAGGGUCACCAGGAAGAAGACCCCCCAAAUCCCCUUCUGAGCCCAAGGAACGAAAGCAAUCUUCAUCUGAUGAUAAAAAGAAAGUGCACCGGGGAGGUUACAGAGACUCCAGUUACUACUGGGAGGUGCACUCACGGGAGGUGUCCAUGUUAAAGAGGAUUGGAGCAGGUUCUUUUGGGACCGUCUAUAAAGGCAAGUGGCAUGGAGACGUGGCUAUCAAGAUUCUUAAAGUGACAGAGCCCACACCGGAGCAGCUCCAGGCCUUUAAAAAUGAGAUGCAGGUUUUACGAAAAACACGCCAUGUCAACAUUCUGCUGUUCAUGGGCUUCAUGACGAAGCCUAAUUUUGCCAUUAUCACGCAGUGGUGUGAAGGCAGCAGCCUCUACCGCCACUUGCAUGUUACUGAGACCAAGUUUGACACCAUGCGCCGUAUUGAUGUUGCUCGCCAGACUGCACAGGGCAUGGAUUAUCUUCAUGCCAAGAAUAUCAUUCAUCGGGACUUGAAAUCUAAUAAUAUCUUCCUGCACGAAGGCUGGACGGUAAAGAUCGGUGACUUUGGGCUGGCCACAGUAAAGUCUCGCUGGAGUGGCUCUCAGCAGGUCGAACAGCCCAGUGGCUCCAUCCUGUGGAUGGCCCCUGAGGUGAUCAGAAUGCAAGACACUAACCCAUACACCUUCCAGUCAGAUGUAUAUGGAUAUGGAGUGGUGCUCUAUGAACUGAUGUCUGGGACUUUGCCUUAUUCGAAUAUCAACAACCGCGAUCAGAUUAUUUUCAUGGUGGGUCGUGGCUACUUGUCUCCAGACCUCAGUAAAUUAUACAGUAACUGCCCUAAAUCAAUGAAGAGGCUCAUCAUCGACUGUCUAAAAUUCACACGCGAUGAACGGCCUCUCUUCCCACAGAUCUUGGUGGGCAUCGAGCAGGUCCAGGAUCUGUUGCCAAAAAUUGAGCGGAGUGCCUCUGAGCCCUCUUUACACCGUGCUGUACACGCUGAGGACCUGAACCCGCUUCUCCUUCACACCACACGCCUCAUGCCUCUGUGAGACUGCCGGAGACGAUCCGCUCCUCUCGCAGAUGCCGUGCAGCAUCAUUCCCAGCAUGGAGUUCCUCAGAGUUCCACACAUUCCUGAGAGCACCCUAAUUACUUCAUCGGUCACACAUAUAGUCAAACACAUUACAUUUACCUACUCGUUCAUGCUCCCUUCCUCCUCUUUUCCAUUCCAGCUGCUCCUCCGUAAAGCUGCCUUUAGAGAAUGUCAGAUUUCUAAAACAGAAGCAGCUUUUGAAUAAACCGUGCUCUCUUACUACACUUAAUGGAUUUUGAAAUCCAAGCAUCAUAUCAGCAAUGUAUCGGCACAAUCUUAAUGACCUCCUUUUUUGAGGUAUAUUUCAAAAUGUGUUAUGGUUGCUUACACGUUACCUUUUUUACUUUAAGAUGAAAGUAGUGUUUUACUUUAGAACAGGCAAACUAGCUUGGAGAUUUUCUUUUUUCCUCUCUCUGUUCUCUUUGCUUGAACUUCAUUGGCCAACAAUAGCACAGUGUUGAUGAUUAUUAAUCUACAUCAGUCACAGAGACUCUGCUCGCAGAUUGGUUCGCAGUCAGUUCAUGGUCAUAAACAUGAUCAUACGCCCAUUGCAGUUUUGGCAUCUUUUUAAUUCCGUUAUUUUUCAAAUGGAAAACAUUGGUCUCAGAGUUGGUUGGAUAUACAUGUGACUUGUGCCCUUAAUAAUUGUGCUGUGCAUUUGUGAUAUUUAAAAAAAAAAAAAAAAACGCCUCUGAUUUGGCUCUACCUUUGUGCUUUCUCUAUACGUCGGUGAGCUUUAAAUUGUGUAGCUUAAUGAAAUUCCAAGAAAAUGGCACAAAGAAGUGGUGCACUUCCUGAAGUGAUGGGGAAGGAAAAUGAUACACUCUCUUUUUUUUUUGUUGUUGCUUUGAAAUGAGUACAUUUGCUUUCUGGAUUAUAACGCGAAUGAUUGUUUGUUUUAAAACGGAGUAAAAAUUUCACAAACUAAACUAAAAUGGCACAUGAUGACCAUAAGCAAGACAGGUAUACUAGUACUGACACUUCAUCCCAGUCUGACUUGUAAACUAAUGCAUUGUGUUUGCAUGUAGUGGUGUUAAGCGGUCGCCUUUGCGGCCCAUGCUGUUGAACGUUUGUACUGUAGCUCACACUUGGAGAUACUGAAGUGCAGAGGUUCUUAAUCUUGGUCCAGGGUUCAUAGAGCUCCCUCCUAAUCAGCUCCUGAAUCUGGUGUGUUAAAUAAUGGUGACCUCCAAAAUGCACAAAGCAGGGGAUCAGCAGGACAAGAAUUAAGAACCAAUGCUGAGUGAUUUUGUUAACAGCUCUACAUUCAGAUAGUGUUGAGCGAUAGUUUGGUGGGUGUUGAUUGGUUUUGCUUCUUGAAACAUUUUUGAGUGUCUGAGAACAAUGUCCAUAAAUGGUCUUUAUUUCCCAAUCACACAGCAGCUUUAAGGAGGAGUUCCGGUUGAAGCCCUUGAGCAGGUUUCAAAGAAAAUACACUUCUUAAAUAAGGCUGCUAAGUUUAGAACAGCUGCUGACCCCACUUAAUCGACUAGUUUUAGUUUUGAGUGAGAUGAUCAAACUUAAGAGAUGGUCUUACCCUUCUGCAGCGCCCAGAAACUUUGUAACAUUUCCUUCAGAUCAAAUUUGUGGCAGCAUGGGGUGAGUGAGUGCUUCUGGAUGCUGUAUUCUUCUUUCAGUUAGUUUAGUUUAUGCCAUACACUCAAAAGUAUGUCUUUGCAAAACAGUCGUGCUGUUUAAUAGCAAUAUUAAAGUUCCUUUUCCUCCCAUUCAUCUGGUUUCAAUAGGACUGAAUGAAACCUACAAUGAUGGGGCCUUAUGUGAUCUACAUUUUCCAUCUGUCCUUUUAAUGGAGUCUUAAUAUAUGUAACUUAUUGAUUCAUAACUGACACUUGUACUAAAGGCAGAGCUUUGGUUCUUAUCUAGCAAUAUUCGAAUGGGGCUGGGUCCCCCAUUGAGCUGUACUCAUUCCAAAUACGAUGCCUAUGGAAGAUUCACUAGGCGAUUGAUUAUGUGUCUCUUGUUCAUGAAAGAUGGUUUCACAUCCCCUCAGUGACUAAUGGAAAUGAAUAUGUUGUAGUUUCAGACAAACCUGGCUAUCUCUAUAUAUUUCUGCUUGAUUAUGCACUUCCUCUGUGAUUAACAGAGCUGAAGUGCUUCUGGACUCUUGUAGAAUGAUGAUGUGGUACUCCAAGUGUAGGAUUUUCUUAAGAAACCAGUGGUAAUAAUAUUACUCAGUACAAAAGGAGGUAAUUGCGUUAUCAAGCAUUUGUAGAUGGCACUAUAUGCUCUUCUCUGUUCGUAACGGUUGAGAAAGCAAGACUAUCGGUUUAUUUUUGUACAGAUUUGGAUGCACAGCAAGUCCUAUUGAGAUGUAUGAUACAAUUAAAGCUAUAAAUGAAUUAUGUGGCUUUAAAACAACAGCCGAGAAACCUCUAUAGAAUUAGACACUGGUUUAGGAACUGUUUUCCCCACCAAAUUCCAGCCUUAUUUGUUGUAUGAGAAACCAUAACUGGUCCUAGAUCAUUAGAACAGUUACUACUUCUGCCAACUUUGGAUAUUUGCAGCAUUGCCUUAAUGGCUUUAACGUCCCUCUGGAUACAUGUGGGACAAAUACUUCUCCCACCCCCUUGUAUCUUUGCAAGCACCUCAUUUGUUCACACUUUUAUAGUUUCCAUUAAGCCCAAAAUAAGAUAAUCAGUAUAUGAGAUUCAGUUUCUGCUUUUGCACAAGGGCACUAAUGCAAAAGGGUGAAACUUUAGAUUGGUAUACAAGCCACCGUUUUAAAGAACAGAAAAUAUAACGAAAGAUCAAUUUUGUUUAAAAAGAUUAGUUUUGCAUAUUUUAGGUGAACUGCAAUAAUGUGUGUGUAUAGUUGAAGAGGUCUAAGGGGUGUUUGCGAAAAAUGGUGUAUUCUGCCGUGUACAGUUACUUUUUUUUUUUUUUUUUUUUUUU